GCUAAGGGAGAUGGUACUACGGAUGGCGAGUCUGUGUAAGUGCUAAGGGAGAUGGUACUACGGAUGGCGAGAAGUUGGUAACACCAUCCGAGUUAGGGAUCGGGGAAAGGGGAGGAGAACAGUCCGCGAUAACAAUUGUUAUUCACUGGGAAAUGGCAUCACUCUUUAAGCCAAAGAGAGACAGACUAUGUUUAGAGCCAAGGGGAAUAACUGUACUUAUAAGAAAAAUAAAGCUGUGUUUAAUGUGAACUUACAAAACUGUUACUAACAAUAGUUGAUCCUAUUUUAUAUUCUUAAGGACAACACUAAAUUAUCCGUCUCGAUUUCUUAUUUGUAAGGAAUUCACUUAUGUGAAAUUUAUAUUUUAAAAACUUGAUGAUUAAUGAAAAGAUGAAAGUUUUUUAAAGAAUUUAAUUUACCAUAAAUGUUAGUUUGAACCCAAGACUACCAUUGUUUACCACUGCAUUAAAUAUACCAUGCCCGUAGGUUGUGUAUAGUGAUUCUAUAUGGCAGCUGUUAAAUGUAGAGCUAUUUUUUAAAAACACAUUUGAAAUGUUGUUAUCAGUUUUAGGAGUUCUGAAAUCUAAGGGGAUUGUUCAGACUUCAGAAGGACGGAAGACUUUAUCUCGACUCUACUAAAGACACCAGUGUCUACUAUCAGGUAGCCAGGUAGUGAGUACCCUGGAAUUCGUUGAAUGUGAUAACCGCCGUAUCGUUGCAGCUUUUAGACAGAAAGGGAGAGAUAGAGGCUACACUAGUCACGCAGCAGUUAUAAAAGUCUUGGUUUUCAAGUCAAGCUAGUUGAAAGCCCCCUCCCACCCUCAACCAUGUUGGACAUGUCCAGAAGAUGUUGAAUCGGUCAUUAGUUCUGUGCGAGUGGUCAGUUUCUUUUGGCUUGGAUAUACUUGCAGACUUCUUGAGACCAUGACGAUUGCAAUCUGGAGAAGGGACGAGCUGGAAAUGGUCGACAGAAAAUGACACAAUGCGUAUCACAGACGGAGGGCGCCCCAUCGUGACGUCACUACUCCUGCUCCUUCUGCUUCUGUAUGCUCCAGGAGAAGGCUGCGGCCCGGGGAGGGGCUCCGGAAGGCGCCGAAGACCCCGCAAGCUCACACCUUUAGUCUUCAAACAGCACGUACCGAACGUGAGCGAGAAUACACUUGGCGCCAGCGGGCUGACGGACGGUCGGAUCAAGCGAGGUGACGCCAGGUUCAAAUCCUUAGUUCGCAACAAUAACCCGGAUAUACUUUUUAAAGAUGAAGAGGGCAACGGAGUGGAUAGAAUCAUGUCACAGCGUUGUAAAGACAAAUUAAACACACUGGCCAUCUCAGUAUUAAAUCAAUGGCCCGGAGUCAAGCUGCGGGUCACGGAGGCCUGGGACGAAGAUGGAAUGCACGCGGAGAACUCACUGCAUUAUGAAGGUCGUGCUGUGGACAUAACCACGUCAGACAGAGAUCGCUCUAAGUACGGAAUGUUGGCCCGACUGGCUGUGGAGGCAGGAUUUGAUUGGGUGUAUUACGAGACCCGAGGUCAUAUCCACUGUUCCGUCAAAUCAGAUUCUUCAGUUGCCAUCAACUUUGGUGGCUGUUUCCCGCCCGCGAGUCACGUGGUGACCUCCACCGGGCAGACGAAGACAAUGGCGGAACUUGAAAUAGGAGACAAGGUGCUGAGCGUCAGCGGCGAAGGGAAAUUCGAAUUCAGCGAUGUCAUGGCCUUUUUAGACAGAGGUCCGGAGCAGAUCGCCAUGUACUACACGCUGACGACCGAAUCUGGCAGAAGCGUCUCUCUGACUCCGAAACACCUCAUCUACUACGCAGACCCCGACAAAGACAACUCGACGCUUGUCAUAGAUCAGCUGGGGCGUCGCACGCCUUUCUUGAACAUUACCCAAGAGCUACCUCGCGUGACUUUUGCGGAGGACGUUGUGGUCGGCCAGUAUAUCCUCCUUGCCAGAGGCGAUGGGCUGACAUCCGACCUCCAACAAUUACCUCACAGACAAUACCACUCCACGCAUGUCUCAGACGUGGAGGGUCUUACUUCCGUCGGCGUCGUGCUCGACAGAGUCGUGUCUAUCGAGAAGCGACCCAUACAGGGCGUUUACGCACCACUCACCACCCAUGGUACAAUCGUAGUGGACGGUUACAUCACUUCCUGCUACGCCUUCUUGCAGGAUGUCCACUUGGCGCAUGCGGUUUUCGCGCCUAUGAGAGCAUACCACGUGAUAAGACAAUACAUAAACGAUUGGCUGAAAUAUUUAGACCCUUGUUUUGAUUGGCUGCUCAUGACAUCUUCCUCCAUGACCCCAGCCAAUGAGACUGCGUCUCUAUUCGUACCAGAUGGUUCACAUUGGUACGCUAAACUGUUGUACAAUAUUGGUGUAUAUAUAAUUGGUAUGGACAUUUUCAUUACCAUGUGAAACUAAAUUAAAUACUUGUCAACAAUGAUUUUUAUGUAUUUAUAUAAUAUAAUAAUGAUAUAUCUAUCUUUUCAGAUGAAUACAAAUCAUUAAUGACAAUAGUUAAACUGCUGCGUAUCAAUAUUCGAACAUAUUGAUUUUACAAUGCCUUUACAAUAACAGCGUUUUUUUUAAAAGAACAAACUUAACAAUUUCAACCUACUGUAUUUUUAUUUACUACUAGUGUCAGUCGUUGUCAGCCUUUAUUGUGAGCAUUUUAUACUAAUAUAAGCAUAUAAUUUAAAAUAACAAAUAAGAGAUUUUUUUUUCCUUUUAUUGUAUGGUACAGUGAUCAGCCAAUACUAUGUGCGACUAAGUAUUGAAGCAUUGUUCUGAAAUGUUUGGUCCUAAUUCUCUAACAAAUAAACGUUCUCCGCCCAUGUUGGUCUAUUCAAUUUUCUAAACAUUUUAUGACAUGCAAACUAUCCGAAGAUAAAAUCUGAUAACUUUUAGAGCUAACUUUAGCAAGGAAAGGGGAGGGGGCGGGAUGUAUAUACGGACAUUUGGGCAAAUGCCCGUUGGGCCGGCACUCCAAUGGUUGAAAGGGUCUCUUGGAAUUGAAGUAUGACCCGUAAUCUAGUAAAAAAAAAUUACUAUUCUCAUAGAACUUCACACGAGUCACGACUGACCCUAACAUUACCAUUUAUACAAUGAUCUUUAACAGACUCUACGGUGCAACACUAACCUAACACGUUUUUCCGUAUAAAUUUAAAAGACUGUAUCCAAAUACCACUCUUGUGGUUAGCUUGAUUCCCUUAUAUAUAAAAUCUACUAAGUGAUUAACUAAUAACACAAGCCCAGUUCUGGAUUUACCUAACGGUUAGAGGCAAAAUGAGCUAUAGUUUAGGGCCCUCUUGCCUGUGGGUCCCCAGAAAUGGUUAUGGGGAAAUUUUUAAUCAGUUUGAAGAAAGAGAAAAGGAAAAAUCGCUUUACAAGGGGGGCCCCAUAUCUCCAAUAGCUUAGGGCCCUAUCAAGACUAAAUCCAGCAAGAAUAAAGCCUCUUAUAUCGUUAAGUCCUAGAAUUUACAUUAGUGUGAACUUCAAACUAAUUCCAGCACGCAUUGAAAUAUACCAACAAGUUAGGUAAACUCAGCCAGGCAUGAGUUAAAUUCUCGAUGCACUAUUGUGAGGUUAGGUACGAAUGGAUGCCCAUCAUUAUCGUCUGGCACGCAAUUUGAGGCCUGGAUCGUAUGGUAAUCCCAGCGCCCAUUUUGACACCCAGCCCGCCCGUGCCGUGAAGCCGCGAGAUCUCUUGAGAACUUGUGACAAAGAGGCUCUUUACCCCCUUUUCUUUUGUAAGACGACAAAACCUAACAUCUUUAAUUGGCUCAUAGAAUAAUAAAAUAUUUACCUAAUGCGACAACACUAAUUUGUUUGGGGUUAAGUUUUACAAUCAGGGCCGGAUUUAAGUAUGCGGAGGCCCUGCGACAAGAGUUUUGUUGAGGUCCCUACAAUUUUUCAAAAACUUUAAUUGUAAUAAAGAUCCAAUUAUGAAUGAAAAUAUUUAUCUCAAUCUUUUUUUUUAAAUAUUUAAUAUGCGUAUUUUAGUUUUAAAAAGUGUACCUUUUUCAGUUUGUGGAGGGAAAUGUCCUCGGUAAACGCACUGUCGUAAAUCAGCAGCUGUAUUUUCUUAUUCCUACAGGCGUACAUUUCUUUGUCACACAUUUUUUGCCGUAAAAAAUGUGAAAAAAAGGUUUACACUUUUAUCACAUUUAAAUGUUUCUAACCAGUCCCAAUUUGGAUAGAUUUUUUGUUAUCUUUUUUGUGGUGGCUCCUUUCUUGUGAAAUUCUCAGGGCUGUAAUCCAGCUUGCUCUCUCUUAAAUCCGGCCCUAAUUAUAAUUGAAGUUGAAUAUAUUCCGUGAGAUUAUGUCUCACUAUCUCUAAUCUCUAGAGAUUAGUUUCUGUAGAAGAAGAAAUGCAAUUAUUGGAUGUUAAUUUUUUACGAUCUGCUUUAUCACGUCCAACUGCUCAUUGAAAACAAAGAAGUAACUACAAAACUUUUGGUUCAGUGUUAAAGUUAUUUGGACAAAACGUUUCUGGGCAAGUUUAUGAGGGUAGCUAGGGACAAAACUGAAGUGCUAAAAUAUAAUAAAGAAAUCUUUUUUUUUUAAAUAUAUUUCUUUAAAACAUUAAUUAAUUACAACAUGUGUUUAUAUGAUUGUAAAUGUGUUCAGAAUUGUACAAGAAAUAAAGUUGAACUAUUUUUGAUAUAAACGGAACGUAAAGGGCAGUGUUGGUCACUACUCUAUUCACAUGACUAUUAUGACUGUUGUAUAGACAUUCGUUUUGCGUUAUUGUACACCUCAUUAAUUUAGAAACAACAUUCACCAUUUAAGUCUUUCGCAUUUUUUUAAAAUUCAUUUUACAACAAUGUCAUGGAAUUUUUUCUUUCUGUUUUCAUUGAAUCUUUUUUUUUUAAUGUUUAACAUGAAUAUAAUUUUUGAAAAUGUAUUAAGCUUUUUUUUUUCAUCUAUUUUUUUUUUUUGGAAUAAUAAGAGUUAAAUUAUAAUUUUGUUUCAAACAAUAAGUAAUAGAAGUAUAACACAUGGAUACAUUGCAUCAAUUACACUUAUGUUGUUUUGUAACAGUAACUCAUGUAAUAGUUUAGAAAGUUUAGCUUGCCCUUCAUUGCUAUCUCAUUUCCAUACUACGUUUUACAAAGCUUAUAUCAACUCUUGUCUGUCUGGUAAAAAGUUUCUAAACGAUAUUUUUCCGACACUCAAUCUCGAAUCAAGCUGAAAUUUUGCACUACUAUUUCUUUUACCUGGCAACAAAAGAUGCAAUAACCCAAUUAGUUAAUUAACUAUUGCAAUUAAUUUAUAAUUUUGUUUGGUAUCUCGAACAAGGGAAAGAAAUUGUACUUAACAGAAGAGAUACUAUAAGCUGAAUUAGCCCCAUUUAUAGGUAGGUAACUGGUUUAAGUAAGUUUGAAAUAAACAAUAGAUAAGUAUAAAAUCUUCUAUUUUCAUAUCACCUCACUAGCAGAGUGGUUAGAAUGUAGGUUUGAGGUGGCAUAAGCCAUAAUUUCGAAUUUAUGUCGUUCCAUCCCCCCUUUUUUUAACAAUGCUUUUAAAAAAGUGAUGACGGUAAAGAUUCACCCAGACAUCCUUCAUCCUCCCCCCACGCCUAUUUUCGCAACUCGUCUAGUUAAGUGAUUGGAUCAUAUAGAGAAAGCUAAAAGCAUGAAAUAGAGCUAAAUAAAAAACAAUUGGUAAAAAUAUUUCUAAUCGUACAGAUGUAUUGCUGUUGGUCUAGAUCUAUUACACAUUUAAUUGCGUGACUUGUUUAAACUAAUGGAUACAAUUACACUUAGCAUAAGCUUUGUUCAUUUUUUUUUUAAAGUAUUUUUAAAAAAAUGUUUUUCUUGUUAGACUACAUCUACCACACACUACCACAAGACUACUCUAGGACCACACACUACCACAAGACUACUCUAGGACGGCUGUGUUUCCACUGUACAGUGUUUGUUCCUUUUAUUUUUUAUUGACGAUUUUUAAAUUGUGUGUUAGCUUGAGCAGACGCCAAUGAUUCUGUUGACUAUUUUCGCCUGGUAUAAUUUCAUACCAGUUUCCGUUUCUCUUCCUGUUUGUAAUUAUUAUUAUCAGGCCUAUAAUUAUUAUUAUUAUUACUGUUAUGUUUAAUUUAUCAUUUUCUGUGCUAAUCAAUUCUUUAAAAAAUAUUUGAAUAAGUACACAAAAAGCAUUUAAUAUUUUGGUCAGUUCAAAAAAUGCCAUAUCUAAAUCUUGCCAUGAGUUGGAUUUUUUUUCGUGAAGAAGUGACAAGGAAAACAUAUAUAGGCAAGCUUGGUUUGAAAACGAGGCACUUGACUAAAACAAACAGAAUUAAUCAGGCAUAGAGGUAGCACACGUUAUCACGUUCACUUAAAAGAUAGACACUUAAUUAACUAGACAUUUAAUUGUCCACUGUUGUAGCCUGUUGUAUGCUACCAUUUACAAUAGUCGUAUGCAGAUAAUUGUUAAUUUACAGAUUUAUGGUUUUUAUUGUCAGAAAUACAUUUUGAUACAAUUAUUAUUAAAAUUGUUUUUAAAUACAAAAUUUGUGAAAAUGAAAAAAAAAAGAUUUAAACAAGAAUGCAAAAGAUCUUCAAACUUUGACCUCUGAGUUCACUCUUGGGAAAUGUGAAAGGUUUAAAUUUAGUUUUCAUAACUUUUGUUUUUAUUUUAUGUACUCAUUACCUCCCUUCUCCUCACACACAAGAUAUAUAUAUAUAUAUAUAUAUAUAUAUAUAUAUAUAUAUAUAUAUAUAUAUAUAUAUAUAUAUAUAUAUAUAUAUAUAUAUAUAUAUAAGUCUCUGAAACCUGUCAGACAACAAAACAUUUUGUGAUCACUAUAAGUGGCGGUAUACUUCAAAGCCUUUUAUUCAAACGCUUAAAAGUGGUCAAAUGUGUUAAUUAGCUAUUAAAAACGCCUUUGACCCCCCUCCCCUAAAUCAAUUUACCGUACUAUAAGUGGCCAGUAUAAUGCCAGAGAAAAAAAAAAGAUAAUGCGUGAGUCUUUGAGGCCAAAGAGUUACUGCAUAAAACGAGUCAGAGUGUAAGGAAUAGCUUGUACAUAUCGUAAAACUAUUACAAUAUUGGCACAUUUCGUUUUAUUUUUUAAAUUUUUGUUGUUCUAUUUUGACCAUUUGUUAUUCUCUAUUUAUUAGUCUUUUAAAAACUCGAUUUCUUUUAUUAAUAAAUCUUAGUCAAUGCGGUCUUUAUUUUACUGUAAUAAAUUGUAGAAUUGUAUUAAAAUCCUUUUAAGAUGUUCCAAUUCGUUUAGUGUGAGUGUUCUUUACUCUCCAUGGAUACACAUUAAUAAGUGUUCCGUUGUUAGAAUAGAAGUUCAGUCGGUAGCACGCGGAAUGCUUGUUGAAGAACUUUGUGUUACUUUCUAUGUCGAUCAAGUGACACGAAAAGUUUCUGGAGUUCAAAAGUUUAGGAAGUAUAGUGUGGGUAGUUCAAUGGUCAGUCUUGUGUACUGUCCAAAAUUUGGAGAUGAAUUUUGACGUGAUGAGAGAGUAAUGUUUUCAGUGACGUUGUAAUCCUAGGUUCAUGUUGUCACUUGCAUUGCAGGCCAGAAGUCAGUGGCUUUGGAGAUUAGGGGCCGUGUUGCCAGUCACAUUGAAGGCCAGAAGUCAGUGGCUUUGGAGAUUAGCGGCCGUGUUGCCAGUCACAUUGAAGGCCAGAAGUCAGUGGCUUUGGAGAUUAGCGGCCGUGUUGCCAGUGACAUUGAAGGCCAAGGGCCAUAAUGUUAGUGGCAUUGCUGGCCAGAGUCUAUGAUGUCAGCGGCUUAGGAGAUCAGGGGUCAUGAUGUCAAUGGCAUUGCUGCCCAAGGGUCGUGCUAUCACUUGCAUUGCUGGCCAGAGUUCAGUGGCUUUGGAGGUUAGGGGCCAUGUUGUCAGUGACAUUGCAGACCAAGGUCAAUGAUGUCAGUGGCUUAGGAGAUCAGAGGUUCUGAUGUAGUGACAUUGCAGACCAAGGGCUAUGGUGUCAGUGGAUUUGGAGAUCUAAGGUCAUGUUGUGAGUGACAUUGAAGGCCAAGGGUAAUAUUGUUACUGGUAUUGUAGGCCAGGGACCAUGAUGUUAAUGGCUUUGGAGAUCAGGGGUAAUGUUGUCAGUGACAUUGCAGGCCAAGGACCAUGAUAACAGUGGCAUUGGAGAUCAGGGACAAUGUUGUGAGUGGCUUUGCGGGUCAGUGGUAUUGCAGACUUAGAGCGAUGGCAUUACAAAGCAGUGGAAUCGCAGGUCAGAGGCAAUAUUGAAGCAACAUUGCAGGAAUAGGGGAACGUUACCAGAAGCUUUGCAGUCAACGAUAAUAAUAAUAAUAAAAAGAUUACGAAUUUUUCUAUUAUACUUACACAGAAUUUAUGACGACUAACGGUGUGAUUUGCAAUCUAGAAGAAAUUAUUUGCUUUGUAAGAAUGCAACUUUAAUAUUAAUUGCUACUUUUCUUUAUCUCACGGAACGGUGUUACCCAACCUAUAGAAAGUACGGGAUAAUUUAAUAUCAUUGUUUUUACCCUAUAAUCUGAGGAAUUCUUGUAUUUUUAAAUAGGUUAAUCGCGGUCUUACUAUUGAAUUACAAGUCGUACCUAUAUAUGUAUGUAUUUAACUGUGGCGAUCAUAAUUGGCCUUAAAAUUUGAGGUUUCUGGAUUUAAUCAGGAUACGAUUGUGCGAUUUGCAUGUUUCCUCUUAUUGGCUACCUCGAUACUGUCAAUAGUUUGCUAUAGCUAAUAAUAAUAUUAAUGAUGAAUAGAUUGUAUUUCAUUACAGAUGUCUGUGCUAUAAACGAAAUAUUGACAACAUAUUGAUUUGUAUACAAUAUGGAACAAUGCGUGUUGAACAUCUGAUUGAUUUCCUUUACCAUGUCUUCUGUUUGGACACGACAGAAGAAACAAUUUAAUUGCGUCUAUAUUUUCUUUAUUUUUAUUUCUGUGUUUGUACUAGGAGAUGACUUUGGUUCUAUUUAUAAUACAAUUGCUACAAAUGUCUCUUACAGUAUCACAAUGCUAACCACUUUCAUUUCUUAAUGAUUAGAUUUUUCUGCGGAGCUUGUUACAAAAAAAAAUAUCUUGUUUUACAUUUGUGGCUUAGACUUAAACAUAGAAUUGUUUUAAUUUUUUGAUUAAUGUUUAAUUUUUUAAUUUCUUGCUUAUUUAUUCUGUAAAGUUAAUAAAAAUUCAUUGAUUUAUUUCAAAAAAAA
Molecule: messenger RNA, 9161 nt
Organism: Biomphalaria glabrata
Lineage: Eukaryota; Metazoa; Mollusca; Gastropoda; Planorbidae
Product: sonic hedgehog protein
Exons: 6
Coding region: 983-2416 (477 amino acids)
Biological process (GO): protein autoprocessing; intein-mediated protein splicing; regulation of gene expression
Molecular function (GO): calcium ion binding; patched binding
Source: RefSeq, a predicted model, not a curated record